ACGCAUCGAAGUUAUCCCAUGGAACGGCAUACCGUUACCACCAGUGAUGGUUGCAACCUCAUUAUGCAUCACAUACCGUGCUCUCCGAAGUGUGAGCCAACUGGAAUGCCCAGUCGCCCAGUCGCCUUACUCAUGCAUGGCAUGUUGAGCUCUUCCAGCGGUUGGAUACUAAUGGUUCCCAAUAAAGCACUCGGUUGUAUACUCAUUGAUGCUGAAUAUGAUGUUUGGUUGGGCAAUGCGCCACAUACUGCCACGUACUGGUAGACCUUUUGGAAUUUCAGUUGGCAUGAAAUCGGCAUUUAAGAUGUGCCAGCAAUGAUCGAUUAUUUGUUCGACCAUACAGGUAAUGCACAGUUGCAAUAUAUCUGUCAUUCGCAAGGCACUACUGUGUAUUUGGAUAUGGUGUCGGAGAAACCAAAAUAUAAUGAUUAAAUUAAAUCAGCACAUCUAUUGGGGCCCGCCGCUUAUAGGGGCAACAUGAAGAGUCCGCUAACGCGUGCCUUUGCACCAAUUCUGGGUCAACCCAAUGCCUUGGUUGGGUUUGUAGGCUCAAUGGAGCUCAUGCCUAGUAAUAAAUUCAAACAGCACUUGGGCAUUGAGAUGUGUCGUGUGUCCUCACCUUUUGUUGAAUUGUGCGCUAUCGAGAUUUUCUUAAUUGGCGGUUUCGAUUCCGAACUUUCAGAUCAGGAAUGGAUUGAACACAUUAAAGCCACGUUGCCAACCGGGGCUUCGGUUAGUCAAAAUCUGGACUUCUGCCAAGAACAUAAUCCGAAGAAAUUCCGUAAAUUCAAUUACAGCGUAAAGGAAGGUCCUUUAAAAUACUGUAAAAUUAAUUAUUUCUCUUUGUAUUUUAUUUUUUCACAGCUUAAAAACGCCUAAACGCAGGUCUUGCUCUACUACGGCACAAACGACUGUAUGUGUGACGUAAGCGACGUUCGAAAAUUACGUAAUGAAUUGCCGUAUAUGAAAUUGGACUACCUCGUGCCAUUUCCGAAGUGGGCAUAUUUAUACUUUAUAUUGGGCAAAGAAGCAAAGAAACAUGAUGAUUAAUGAUAAUGAAGAAAUAUAAAUAUGUUAUUGGCUGCUUUGAACAAUUUCUAACGCUCA
This is a messenger RNA of Ceratitis capitata (Mediterranean fruit fly), 1107 nucleotides long. RefSeq names its product lipase 3. Gene Ontology annotation, biological process: lipid metabolic process. Lineage: Eukaryota; Metazoa; Arthropoda; Insecta; Diptera; Tephritidae. The record is from RefSeq and is a predicted model, not a curated record.